GUUUGAAGGCACACCUGGCCCUGUACCUGCGCACACACACACUUCCUGUCCAAACGUCACUACCUGCAAGUUUGUUUUCGAAACUGCGUCGUCAGUGGAAUCAAACUACCUGUAGGAAUAUCCCAUGGACUCAUUAUGGCAUAACUUAAGCUAUAUCACUUCCAAGACAGGGCAGUCUUUUCGAUAGUGAACCCUGUUUAGGAUAAAACAGGUAAUUUCCCCAUAUCAGCUUCUUAGUGCUUUGUUUUAUUGCCCACUUCCGGAAAAGCCUCUCAGAAAUGUAAGAUGAGGAGACAAAGAAGGCAGAUGUCUCUUCCUUCUCUGGAGUGAACGCUCAUCUCGACAGAUUUUGUGCCUGACCAAGCUUAGAGUUAGAGCGGAGAUUUAAGGACGCAUCUCCAAUCUAGAGCGAGAAAGAGCUUGCUGGACCAUGGCGGAGCAGAAGGCACUGGCAUCACCGGGUAAUUUGACCUGGUCACAUGUGUGCAAAGAGUGUGGGCAGUGCCAUGAGAGCCAAGAUUGUCACGUAUAUGAGUACCAGGAUGAGGUGGAUGAUGAGUUGGUGUGCCACAUAUGUCUACAGCCACUGCUUCAGCCUGUGGACACACCGUGCGGACAUACAUACUGCCUGCAGUGCCUGAGCAGCUUCUUGCGUGAACAGGACUUCUGCCCCGUGGACCGGCAGCGAGUGGCUUUACAACAGUGUCGGUCUGCCAGCCUGCUGGUGCGCAACCUGCUCGAUAAGCUCACCGUGCUGUGCCCUUUCCACAAUGAGUGCCAGCAGAGCAUGCAACGCUGUGAGCUACAGCCUCAUCUACACAACAGAUGCCCUGCAUUCAGACGGCUCAGGGAAGAAGCUGAGAAGAGGAAAAGACCCUCCUGGAAUGAGUCGAAGGGAAGCAAGACAGAGGAAGAAUCAGACACCAAAUCCAACCCAGCACCCACACGUACAACUAAUACUCGUGGCCCCCCGGAGCCUGGAAUGGUCAACCCUGCCUUUGAGGAGGCAGACGAUGGAGCUACCCUCAGGUCCAGUCUUGUUGCAGAAGCAAACAUUGUCGAGCUUCUUCGUGAAGAACCAGGGGAAGAUUUGGGUUUGCGAAUAGUUGGAGGGAAGGACACACCUUUGGGGAAUAUUGUCAUUCAAGAGAUUGUGCGUGACUCAGUAGCUUCCCAUGAUGCCAAACUCACCCCAGGGGAUCACAUUCUAGAGGCGAACGAUGUGAGCCUUGCUUCUGUUCCUCAUGCACAAGCCAUCGCUGUGCUGCGGAGGCCAUGUUCUGUUCUCAGGCUUACUGUUAUGCAAGAGAAGGGCUUCAAGCCAAGGCCUGAGCACCACAUGCAGCCUUCCACCUCUCCUGUGGUUCAACCAUCACACAAUCCAGGCACGGUGAUCCAGGUGGCGCUAGUAAAACGCGAGCGCUCCGAGCCCCUAGGCAUCAAGCUUAUCCGCAAAUCAGAUGAACCAGGCGUCUUCAUUCUUGACCUGUUGCCAGGAGGCCUGGCUGCAAAAGAUGGCAAACUGCGCAACAAUGACAAAGUGCUGGCCAUCAAUGGCCAUGAUUUGAGACAUGGUACACCAGAGAGCGCUGCUCAGAUCAUCCAGGCAAGUGAAGUACGAGUGAAUUUUGUGGUGAUGAGGCAGCCAGAAUCCACUGAAGAAGGAAGCGAGCUGCAGAGCAGAGGAGCCAGGAGAGGUGCCGAGACCCAGUAUUUCAGACGGUGCUCUACUUUCAUGAAGGAUCCUCCUGGUGGAUUCUCCAGUCAGGAAAAGACUGUGAGUGUGAAGAAGGAGCCACGGCAUUCACUAGGCAUCACAAUCGGUGGUGGGAGAGAUGGCCGCAGUCGUCUGCCUGUGUACAUUACCAGCGUGCAGCCAGUUGGCUGCCUGCACAGAGAUGGAACCAUCAAACCAGGUGAUGUGUUGCUGAGCAUCAAUGCCAUUGACCUGACCCAGCUGACUUAUAAUGAAGCCGUGUCUGUGCUGAAGACACAGGCAGCACAGAGCUCUGUGACGCUACGCGUCACCCGCACAAUUACAGACGAGGAAGAACAGGAUGCAGAGGCAGCAAAUCAAGAAGAAAUGGACACAGUAGAAAACCCCAGAGAGGGUGAUACCAGCUGGUCCCCUCUAUGGACGCACUGGCUGGGCCUACCCAGCCACAUGCACUGGUGUCAUGACAUUGUGCUGUUAAAAACUAACAACGAGAGCUGGGGCUUCAGCAUUGUGGGAGGAUACGAAGAAAGUCGAGGUCAACAGCCCUUCUUUAUAAAAACCAUAGUGCCUGGAACACCCGCCUACUUUGAUGGUCGACUAAAGUGCGGUGAUGAAAUUGUGGCUGUAAACGGAGCUACUACAGUGGGCAUGAACAAUUCAUCCUUGAUUCCUAUGCUGAAGCUUCAGAGGAAUAAAGUCACUCUUACUGUUGUAUCCUGGCCCGGCAGCCUUGUAUAACAUCUGACUCUUCUUGCUGUUCCCUGAUGUGACUUUUUUCCCGUUUUGACAAUUUGAUCCAAGGCAAAUGGAUCAACUCCAUAAAGGUGAUAAUCACCGGAUUUAAAACUAAAUAAAAGGAAUAUCUGGAGGUUUUUCUUCCUCCCUCUUUGUGGAAGUGUGCUUACGGAAGAGAAGGUAGUUAAGUACAAUACUCUUAAUCACAUGGACUCUGGAAACUACUUCUACACAAUCAGUUACUCAAGAUGACACAAACAUUUGGUCAGUCUUACAGAAUGAUUAUUUUCAUUGAGAAACUGCAAUAAUUUUCACUUGCAUUUGUUUUAUGAUUGGGAACAUGCACCAGUGCUGUACUAGGGUCUGAAUAGGUGGAUUACAGGAAUGACCAAUACAAAGACACUUUAAAUGAGCUUGGUGUGAACAGUAAUGUUACUGAACAGUAAUGCUGGGUGUGAAUGUUUUUCUGAUACUCUAUAAAAAGAGACCAUACCAAAAUGUUUUGUUAGCAUUUUAAGCCUUUGAUUAAAUAAUGUUCAAUAUUUCUAACUGUUCUUAAGCAUUUUUGUAAACAUCUUUGGUCUUUUUGGUGGCUGUUGCUUGUUGAUGUCUGUAAAACUACGUAGGUCAUGUCUAUUUUGAGUAUCUUGAUUUGACUUGUAUAUGUAUAGAAUCCAACUGCCUUAAUUACUAUGAUACCAAAAAUGCCAUGAUUUUGUUUUUAAUUCAAAUAUAUGCUGGUUUCUGCUUUACUUGCAGUGACAAAUUAGGGCUAUUUCCAAAACUAUAUAUUGAAGGUCUCUGUUUUAAUUUCUGAUUUUUUUCUAGAUAACUAGUCCUUCUAGAUAACCUUUACACAAUCACUCAGCCACAAGUUACUUGUUUUUGAUGGAAAAAUUAUAUUAAAUUUAAAAGAGCA
Messenger RNA from Tachysurus vachellii, 3371 nucleotides. It is a transcript of the gene lnx2b, whose product is annotated as ligand of numb-protein X 2b. The transcript is spliced from 10 exons. NCBI's taxonomy places the organism in Eukaryota, Metazoa, Chordata, Actinopteri, Siluriformes, Bagridae. The record is from RefSeq and is a predicted model, not a curated record. The coding region runs from base 431 to 2455 and encodes 674 amino acids. Gene Ontology annotation, molecular function: ubiquitin-protein transferase activity; metal ion binding; protein binding.